Macrosiphum euphorbiae (potato aphid) is the source of this 933-nucleotide messenger RNA. The record is from the annotation of a GenBank genome assembly. Lineage: Eukaryota; Metazoa; Arthropoda; Insecta; Hemiptera; Aphididae.
AUGGAAUUUUUAUUGGGUGCUUUGGGUGCCAGUGGCGCUGUGUGCUUCACCAAUCCAUUGGAAGUAAUAAAAACCCGGUUUCAGCUACAAGGAGAGCUGAAAAAAGUCGGCAACUAUAAAGUCCACUACAGAAACUUUGCUCACGCUAUUUACGUUGUAGCAAAAAACGAAGGGCCGUUGGCUCUGCAAAAGGGCCUGUUACCGUCCAUGGGACACCAAGUGUUCUUGAAUGGUACACGAUUAGGCAUUUUCGAUUUGGCUCAAAAAAAAAAAUGGAUACUUAAAAGUGAUGGCAACGUUUCGCUCAUUAAGUCCGCUCUCGUCGGAGCCGGAGCUGGCAUGUUGGGUGGUUUUUUAGGCAGUCCACUGGGCAUGUUAAAAAUUCAUCUGCAAUCGUUUUCCGCCCAAUCAAUCGCUGUAGGCCAUCAGCACAACACCACAAGCACAAUAAACGGUCUGUUGACUUUGUACCGUAAGUACGGCGUGGUCCAUGGGCUUUGGCGUGGGGCCACUGGGGCCAUGGUACGUAUUGGUGUUGCGUCGGCUACGCAAUUGAGUACGAUAAGCUUACUCAAUGAAGCGCUCAUCGACCAUGGGGUAUUGACCAAGGAUCAGAAAUUCCUGAGCACCCUCAUAUGCAGCAUGCUGGGUGGAGUAUUGAUGUCAAUAGUGAUGGCACCAUUCGAUCUAGUAUCCACCAGACUCUAUAACCAAGCUGUCGACGCCAGAGGCCGUGGUCUUCUAUAUUCAUCGUACAUGGAAUGUAUGACCAAGACUUUCAGACAAGAAGGAAUCUACGGGCUUUACAAAGGCGUCGUUCCGUGCUACCUCCGACUCGGACCCCACGUUGUUCUAAGCAUGGUGUUCUGGGACAGGUUGCGACAAUUUGAAUCGAAUAUGUCCAACCACAUUAAAGCCAUGCAGAGUCUUUGA